This is a messenger RNA of Penicillium verrucosum, 309 nucleotides long. RefSeq lists its product as uncharacterized. The coding region runs from base 1 to 309 and encodes 102 amino acids. The transcript has a single exon. The record is from RefSeq and is a predicted model, not a curated record. NCBI's taxonomy places the organism in Eukaryota, Fungi, Ascomycota, Eurotiomycetes, Eurotiales, Aspergillaceae.
AUGGUUGUCGAACUUGACACAACUCUCGCGGAAUUGUACGCCAACCAUGGCCUUCCAGGGCCAAUUGUGGUGGACCUCUAUCGAAUUUACACCCACAUUGAUCUUCAUGACAACUUCCCUCGGGAAAGUGUAUUUGUCGAGGAUGAGGAUCCCUCUACAUACUGUUCCGAAGAAGAAGACCUUCCUCGUUUCAAACGAUGGGCCUUGAAUUCCAGAACAAUCCGACACUUACCCAUGGUGGGGCCCGCCGACGUGAUUCUCUAUCUUCCUUACAAUUCAAGGGAUGAUAUCAACCGGGCAUUGGACUAA